Mangifera indica (mango) is the source of this 2167-nucleotide messenger RNA. RefSeq names its product serine/threonine-protein phosphatase 2A 65 kDa regulatory subunit A beta isoform-like. Bases 190 to 1953 code for a protein of 587 amino acids. The record is from RefSeq and is a predicted model, not a curated record. The transcript has 14 exons. Lineage: Eukaryota; Viridiplantae; Streptophyta; Magnoliopsida; Sapindales; Anacardiaceae. Gene Ontology annotation, molecular function: protein binding; protein phosphatase regulator activity. Gene Ontology annotation, biological process: protein dephosphorylation. Gene Ontology annotation, cellular component: cytoplasm; protein phosphatase type 2A complex.
UUCUCGAGUCAAAAAGACAACCCGAUAUUGAAGUAAAUUACUGCCUAAAAAGGAAAAACAAAUCAGAUCAAAUAAAAUCUUUUAGCUUUACAUCUCUCUUCACGUUCUCGCCGGAUCAAGUACUUUGCUCGCUCAAUCCAAGCCUCUCUAGCUUGAGAUCUUAUUAGGUGUGAGAUCUUGCGAGCCAAGAUGGCUAUGAUCGAUGAGCCACUUUACCCCAUUGCAGUUCUAAUUGAUGAGCUGAAAAAUGAUGAUAUUCAACUUCGUUUGAACUCAAUCCGGAGGCUGUCAACUAUAGCUCGUGCCCUUGGAGAGGAGAGGACUCGGAAGGAGUUGAUACCGUUUUUGAGUGAGAAUAAUGAUGAUGACGAUGAAGUACUUCUUGCAAUGGCAGAAGAAUUGGGGGUUUUCAUUCCUUAUGUUGGUGGUUUGGAACAUGCAAAUGUGUUGCUUCCUCCACUGGAGACUUUGUGCACUGUUGAGGAAACUUGUGUGAGAGACAAGUCAGUGGAGUCAUUGUGUAGGAUUGGUUCACAGAUGAGGGAACAAGACGUGGUUGAGUAUUUUAUUCCGUUAGUCAAGAGACUGGCUGGUGGCGAGUGGUUUACAGCUCGAGUCUCAUCAUGUGGUUUGUUUCAUAUUGCAUACCCAAGUGCUCCAGAAGCGUUAAAAACUGAACUUCGAACAAUAUACAGGCAACUGUGUGAAGAUGACAUGCCCAUGGUUAGGAGAUCUGCUGCAACAAACCUUGGAAAAUUUGCUGCUACGGUUGAAUCUUCCCAUUUGAAGUCUGAAAUCAUGUUUAUAUUUGAGGAGUUAACACAAGAUGAGCAAGAUUCUGUUCGGUUGUUGGCUGUUGAGGGUUGUGGAGCUCUUGGAAAGUUGUUGGAACCCCAGGAUUGCGUCGCACAUAUUCUACCUAUUAUAAUUAAUUUCUCGCAGGAUAAGUCUUGGCGUGUUCGUUACAUGGUUGCAAAUCAAUUAUAUGAGCUAUGUGAAGCUGUCGGUCCUGAGCCUACCAAGUCAGAUGUGGUUCAUGCAUAUGUUCGGCUACUUCGUGAUAAUGAAGCUGAAGUACGUAUUGCUGCUGCUGGAAAAGUAACUAAGAUUUGCCGUAUUUUGACUCCAGAACUUGCAAUCCAGCAUAUUCUUCCUUGUGUGAAGGAUUUAUCAACAGAUUCCUCACAACAUGUUCGUUCUGCUUUAGCUACUGUUAUAAUGGGAAUGGCUCCAGUUUUAGGAAAGGAUGCAACAAUAGAGCAACUGCUGCCUAUUUUCCUUUCUCUUCUAAAGGAUGAAUUUCCUGAUGUCCGGCUUAAUAUUAUUAGCAAGCUUGAUCAAGUGAACCAGGUAAUUGGAAUUGAUCUGCUAUCUCAAUCUCUGUUGCCAGCAAUUGUUGAGCUUGCAGAGGAUAGACACUGGAGGGUUAGACUUGCAAUAAUUGAAUACAUACCAUUAUUGGCAAGUCAAUUGGGCGUUGGGUUCUUUGAUGAUAAGCUUGGUGCUCUUUGCAUGCAAUGGUUAAAAGAUAAGGUUUAUUCCAUUCGUGAUGCUGCUGCUAAUAACGUGAAGCGUCUUGCAGAAGAAUUUGGCCCAGAUUGGGCAAUGCAGCACAUAGUUCCACAGGUUUUGGACAUGAUUAACAACCCACAUUAUUUGCAUCGGAUGACCAUUCUACAUGCAAUUUCUUUGCUUGCCCCUGUGAUGGGCUCUGAAAUUACUUGUUCAACGCUUCUGCCUGUGGUUAUAAAUGCAUCAAAAGAUAGGGUGCCAAACAUCAAAUUCAAUGUGGCAAAGGUGUUGCAGUCACUUAUUCCCAUUGUCGAUCAAUCUGUAGUUGAGAAGAUGAUCCGUCCAUGUUUGGUCGAGCUGAGUGAGGAUCCAGAUGUCGAUGUCAGAUUUUUCGCCACUCAAGCACUACAGUCAAGUGAUCAGGUUAUGAUGUCCAGUUAAGAUUAUUGUUGUAAUUAGCACUAUUUUUUUUUUCAUUCCUUUUCAGAAUGCAGAUAUGUAUCAAGUAUCUAACUGAUGAGGUGCCAGCGCUCCUUGUAGUCAGAUAAUAUCUUGCCCUCUGAUGCUUUGAAAUUUUGAUUGCAUUUUUUACCCCUUGUCCAGUAAAAUGUUUGGCGCUCACCAGUCAUUAACUGGUGAUGAAAUAUUUGUUCCA